GCUGCUGUCUUCUGGGAAGGUGUGACUUGAGCUUUUCCCAGUUGUUCCUUCCCACUAUCAGCAGGCACACAUCAUCUCUAGUCUCAGUGGUAGAAGCCUGAGUUUGCUACACUGCAAGCAUGAAGGCUUUGCUAAUCCUGGGGCUUUUCCUCCUGCCCAUGGUUGCUCAUGGGAAGAUCUACGAAAGGUGUGAGCUGGCAAGAGUAAUGAAAAGGCUUGGGCUGGAUGGAUAUCGGGGCUACAGCCUGGGACACUGGGUGUGCACAGCAAAACACGAGAGCAGCUUUAACACACGUGCCACGAACUACAAUCCCGGUGAUCGCAGCACUGACUAUGGGAUUUUACAAAUCAACAGCCACUGGUGGUGCAAUGAUGGCAAGACUCCAGGAGCCAAGAACGCAUGUCGAAUCCAGUGUCGUGCGUUACUGACAGAUGACAUUACAGCGAGUGUAAAUUGUGCAAAGAGAGUUGUUCGCGAUCCCAAUGGCAUGGGUGCAUGGGUGGCAUGGAGAAAUCACUGCAAAGGAACAGAUGUCUCCCAGUGGAUCAGAGGUUGCCAGCUGUAAAGUGUUGGGGUUUAUUUAUGCCAGCUUGGUUCCCUUGCAAAUUAGCAGGGAUUUGCAUAGAGCAAAAUGUUCCCUCCACUUGUUUCCCUUUUACAAUUAAUCAUGUUCAAAAAAACUCGAGAGAGGUUUAGUGCAAUUGACUGGUGAAAUGCAAAUAUUUUACUCCUUGCUGGUAAGUCUGUGGAUCUUUUAUCAGCUCUAUAUUAUAUAUACACAUCAAGAUAAGUCAAAUCUGUUUUUCCUGUGAAAUCCUGCUACUAUUUUGUUCUGCUAAUUAUAGUAAUACGUCAUCUUGCUUGCAAGCUUACAUUUAUUACAAUCAAUAAAAUUACUUACUUUGCACAUA
Mauremys mutica (yellowpond turtle) is the source of this 912-nucleotide messenger RNA. RefSeq names its product lysozyme C-like. The transcript has 4 exons. Lineage: Eukaryota; Metazoa; Chordata; Testudines; Geoemydidae. The record is from RefSeq and is a predicted model, not a curated record. Gene Ontology annotation, molecular function: lysozyme activity. Gene Ontology annotation, biological process: defense response to Gram-positive bacterium; defense response to Gram-negative bacterium. Bases 120 to 566 code for a protein of 148 amino acids.